Molecule: messenger RNA, 1571 nt
Organism: Drosophila biarmipes
Lineage: Eukaryota; Metazoa; Arthropoda; Insecta; Diptera; Drosophilidae
Gene: Jheh3
Product: juvenile hormone epoxide hydrolase 1
Exons: 3
Coding region: 142-1548 (468 amino acids)
Biological process (GO): epoxide metabolic process
Molecular function (GO): epoxide hydrolase activity
Source: RefSeq, a predicted model, not a curated record
UCUAAAGCGGCUUUCCAACACCGCAGUCGUCUUUCUUCAGGAUUCGGAUUCUGAGUCGGAAACCAUUAUCUCCGGCGGCAGUGCGAGGAGACUCAUUUAAAUUCAAAACCGGUGGGAGAGCUAAUUGCGGCAGUGGCCAGAAUGAAGUGCCUGAUAGUGUUUGGGCUGAUUGUGGCCCUGUUCGGUGCCUUCAUCGGCUACGGCUACGUGGUGUUCUCGGACCUGACCAAGCCCCUGCCCAAGCCCGAGUUCAAGGACAACACCUACUGGGGUCCUGGCGACGGCAAGGACCAUGUGCCCGACGAGAAGAUCUACGAGUUCAAGCUGCAGGUGCCCCAAGCGGAAAUCGAUGACCUGAGGCAGCAACUCAAUCGCACGCUGAAGCUCACCGAGCCGCUGGACGGGAUCGCCUUCGAGUACGGAUUCAACACCUAUGCGCUGGAGCAGUUUGUGGACUACUGGCGGGACAAGUACCUGACCAAGUGGGAUGAGCGCCAGGCACUGUUCAACUCGUUCAAGCAGUACACGACCGAAAUUCAGGGUCUGAACAUCCACUACAUUCACGAGAAGGCCUCCGAGGAAGCGAAGGCCAGGAAGCAUGUGUACCCCCUGCUGCUGCUCCACGGCUGGCCGGGAUCGGUGCGCGAGUUCUUCGAUUUCAUACCCAUGCUCACCAAGGACCAAAACAUCACGGACUACGCUUUCGAGGUCGUGGCUCCUUCUCUCGUGGGAUACGGAUGGUCUGAUGCAGCAACUCGUCCCGGCUUCAAUGCCGCCGAAAUGGCCACCGUGAUGCGCAACUUGAUGCUGCGUCUGGGUCACAAGAAGUUCUUUGUCCAAGGUGGAGACUGGGGCAGCAUCAUUGGCAGCAACCUGGCCACCCUCUACCCAGAGAACGUGAUCGGUUACCACUCCAACAUGUGCGUCCUGCACUCGCCCCUGGCCAUUUUGAAGGGAAUCUGGGGCAGCUUCUACCCGGAGAAGUACCUGCCCUCCAGGUUCUUUGUGGAUCACCACUUCCCCGUGUGGGACAAAUGGCUGGAGCUGCUUCAGGAGAGCGGCUACUUCCACAUCCAGGCCACCAAGCCGGAUACGAUCGGGGCGGCUCUGACCUCUAGUCCCGUGGGCUUGGCCUCCUACAUCCUGGAGAAGUUCCAGACCUGCACGAAUCCCGGCCUGCAGCAGGACUUCGGGGCCAUAGUGACGGUCUUCGGUCUGGAGGCAGUGCUGGACAACCUGAUGGUCUACUACCUGACCAACUCGGCCACCACGGCGGCUCGUUUCUAUCUGGAGAACGUGUCCAAGACCUACAGGGAUCUGCAGCUGGACCGAGUGCAGUCCCCGGUGCCCAUGGGCUGUGCCCGCUUCCGGUUCGACCUGCCCUCGGUGACCGACUGGCAGCUGAGGGACAAGUUCCCCAACCUAAAGCACUCCAUGUACUUCCAGCAGGGCAGCCACUUCGCCGCCCUGGAGAUGCCGGCCAUGUUGUUCAAUGACUUCACCGCCUUCGCCGCGAAGAUUGGCCUGCAUGGCGAGACGAAUAAAUAAAAGGUUUUUCUAUUACUAGCAAA